Molecule: messenger RNA, 1563 nt
Organism: Lithohypha guttulata
Lineage: Eukaryota; Fungi; Ascomycota; Eurotiomycetes; Chaetothyriales; Trichomeriaceae
Exons: 4
Coding region: 1-1563 (520 amino acids)
Biological process (GO): transmembrane transport
Cellular component (GO): membrane
Molecular function (GO): transmembrane transporter activity
Source: RefSeq, a predicted model, not a curated record
AUGGCCGCCUUACCAGUGAAGUCUGUGCAGCUCACAGUGGACGAGAAGAACGAUCAUGCCGUCAGUUCCGCGGCCGCAGGGACGAAUGUCCCAUCUGAUGUUGCGACACGAGUGCGAAAACUGUUCUCGUCCGCACAGAUUUUCUUCUUCGCCUUGACCUUCAUGAACAGUUGGGAAGCCAUGGGGACCAACAUCGGCGUAAUCUUUUAUAAUGGUGGUCCACGAGCCAUGGUCUGGGGUUUCUUGAUCGUCAUCCCGGGUACUCUAUGCCAGGUCGCUUCAAUGUCCGAGAUGGCGUCUGUCCAGCCUAUCGCCGGUGCACAGUACGUCUGGACGCACUACUAUGCACCCCCACAAUACCGCAGGCUCAUUACCUGGUUUCAGGGCUGGAUCACCUGGGCUUCUUGGAUCGCCAUCACCGCAGGCACGGCCAAUGUAACGGCAAACAUUAUUGCAACAUUGGUAACGGUCCAAUACCCAGACUAUACUCCCAAAGCUUAUCACAUCACGCUCAUUAUGUGGGCCUUUUGCAUUCUCCUUGGCAUGGUAAAUCAAUAUGCCUUCUGGCUGAUUCCCUGGGUGGAGAUGGCUGCUGGCUUGUUGCAUAUCGUCCUGUUCAUUGUGUUUGUGGUUGUGCUCAGCACCCUGGGACAGCGUCAUUCCAGCGAGUUUGUAUUCACGUCCAAGUCGAAUCUGUCGGGAUGGAACAACGACUUUGUCUCCUUCAACCUGGGUAUCAUCCUCAUUACCUGGGGUUUCGUUGGAUUUGACGGGGCUGUCCACAUGUCGGAAGAAGUGCGCAAGGCUCGCCAUGCCGUACCACGCGCCAUGUUCUGGUCGAUCGUCAUGAACAGCGUUCUUGCAUUUUCAAUGACUCUGGUCUUCUUGUACUUCUUGGGUCCUGUCGAAGAUGUGCUAGCUAGCACCUACGGGCUGGUGCCGAUUGUCAUCAAUGCUACAGGAUCUGUUCGAGGUGGAUCGGCAAUGAUUGGGUGCUUCCUGAUUACGGUCAUUGCAGUUUUCCUUGGCUGCAUUGCCUCAAGUUCUCGACUCACAUGGGCUUGGAGUCGAGACGGUGCACUUCCUCAAUGGUUCGGCUACGUCCAUCCACGAUAUCGUGUACCGGUUCGAUCUCUGUGGCUGUCGCUGGCCAUCGUCAUGCUGCUCUGCCUCCUCAAUCUGGGCAGUAGCGUCGCUAUCAACGUCGUUAUCUCCUUGGGAACUUUCGGCCUGUUCCAGUCAUACUUCGUUGCCAUCUCCUGCAUGAUUUAUGCCCGAUCUCAACGCCAGGUUGAAGACGCUGGCUGGUCUUUGGGACGAUAUGGAUGGGCGAUCAAUAUUGUUGCUCUGAUCUAUACAGGAUGGAUUGGGGUAUUCCUUGUCUUUCCCAACUACCUGCCAAUUGACGCCGCAUAUUUCAACUAUGCUUUACCUAUCAAUGUCUUCGUGUGGCUAGUGGCUGGCAUAGCAUGGGUUGUAUGGGCACGAAAGAAUUGGGGUGGUCUCAACCAGGAUGUAGUCGAGAAGGUGCUUGCAGAUGCCGAUCAGGAUUACAAGGACUAG